AUGAGCCAUCUAGAUCCAAGUUCAUUAGCUACAUAUAAUUCUCUAGCUGAUCCACAUUUACAAAGUUACUUUAGUAAUGAACGUAUUCGAUCUCACUUAAAACAUGCUGGACUUAUUUCUGGUCGAGGAGAGAUUAUAUCUGAAGGUGAAUAUCGAUCAAAAUUAGCACGACGUGAUCAUGCAAAACAUGUUCGACAUGUACUUGCUGAAAAUAUUGUAAAUCGAGCUAUUGAUAUGGAACGAACACGACAGUCUGAAAUAAAACGUCAAUAUGAAAUAAUAGCAAAAGCAGCUUUAGUGAAUAAUAUUAAAGAAACAAGAAGACGUAGUGGAAAUGUAACUGGAUUAAUGACAAAUUCAAAUGAUAUGGCUCUAUUAUCAAUUGAUACAUCUUGUGCACAAUUACGACCAAAAAGUGCUAAUCAACGAAAUGAAAUGUACGAUGAACAAUUUCGUAUUCCUCGUUUACAAUCGGCUCAUACAAGCGAUGAUCAUCGUAUAAAAUAUCCAUCUAUCACUCCUAAUCGUCGUCGUCGCCGUCAUCGUCGUUCUUCUCAACGACCAAAAUCAUCAAAUAUAAAUCGAAUAUCAUCAGCACAACGACCUCGUUCAUCAAAUAAAUCUAUGGAUUCAUUUACAACAUCUCCGUGUCAAAUAACAAUGGUUUAUUAUGGUCCACAUACAAAAAUUGAUUAUGAUCAUUUAGUAUUUGAACAAAUUGAUGAAAUAAUAGUUAUGCAACAACAUUGUGGAGGAGAAAAUUUAAUUGUUUAUAAAAAUCAUCUUAAACCUGGAGCUAUAUUUACAUUUGAAUCUCGUCGUCAUUCAGAUUAUCCAUUUGGUUUAUCAUUAUAUGUUCAAGGUUUAAUUGAUAGUCGAAUUUCAACAUGUUGUGAAUAUAAACAUCGUCAUGGUGUUAAAUUAGGUGGUGAACGAGGACAUUUUGCAAUUAAAUCAGUACAUGGAUCAAAACCAUGUGUUAAAUGUCUAUAUGAGAAACAAGCACGUUUAAAAAGAUAUGCUCAAUCACCAAAAGAAAAAGAUGAUAAAUUACCAAUAACGAUUCCAUUACCUGCUUCGGAUGAAUUAAAAAUAAAACAAACUCCUGUUAAAAUACCUGUUAGAAGAUAUAGAGAUGUUGAUAAUAAAAAAAUAAAUAAAAUAUCUGACAGAAAAUUUUCACGACGUACAUCAGCUUCAAAUGAUAAUUAUUCAGAAGAUUUUGAUGAUUCAGAUACACAAAAACGAUCAGUUAGAGAUGGAUCUUCAACUGAUACAAGUCAUAGACGUAUACAUAUUAAUGAACGAAAAUCUAAAUCAAAUGGUUCUAAACCAAAGGCAUUUCGACGAUUAUCACCAAGUGCUCGAAAAGAAUCAUCAAUAAAAUCUGAUUCAAAAUUUGAUGAAACUUCACGAAUAGAAUCAACAAAAAAAACUUGGCAAAUUAUUUUUCAUACAGAAAAUAAUUCAAAAGAAAAUAUUCGAAAACAAAAAAAUUAUUUAUUACAAAAUAAAUUAUUACAAUAUACAUUUUUAGCAAAUAAUAAAAAAAUUGAAACUGAAAUGCAUGAAAUUAAUAUGAAAGAAUUAAUGAAAGAUUCAGAAUCAUCAAAACAAUAUUCAUUUUCAACUAAACUUAAAAAUAUUGGAAAACCUGAACAAAUUCGAUUAAAAAUUCGCACUACAAGUGACGAUGAUGAAGAUGAAGAUGAAUAUGACAAUUUUGAAUGGUAUCUCGAUUAUAUUGAAGUUAUUGAUCCAGAAACUCAAUCGCAUUUAAAAUUUCCAUGUGAUGAAUGGAUUCGUCCAUCACAAGAAAAAAUUCUUCAACUUUCUCAACGAAGAAGUUCUUCAAGUAGUUCAAGAUCAUCUUCAAAAGAUAAAAAACAUUAUCAAUCUCCAAAAAUUGAACGAAAACGAAAAAGUUCUUCAAGUCGUUCAAGAUCACCUCCAAAUGAAAAGAGUUAUCAACAAUCUGCAAAAUUUGAACGACAACGAAAAACUUCUACGAGUAGAUCAAGAUCACCUUCAAGUGAUAAAAAUCGUCAAGAAUCUUUAAAAAUUGACCAAACAACAAAAAUAUCUUCACGUUCAAGAAGAUCAUCGAAUUCAUCAAAACAAUCACAAACUAAAAUUGAUUCAGUACGUCGAAUUUCAGUUGAUAAUCAAUCAAAUAAAAGUGAAGAAAUAACUCCUCGUAAUGAUGAUACGACUAGUCGAGAAAAUAAAAUUCGUUAUCGUGUCAUUAUUUAUUCAUCACAUUAUGAUGAUGGAGAAUUUAAUCCAAAUCGAGAUAGUCAAAUGUAUUUACGUUUGAAUAAUCAAAUUAAAGAAACAAAUAUAAUAGAUAAAACUAAACAAUUAUGUCCAUCAUUUGAUUCAAAUGAAAAACAAGAAUUUGAACUUGAUUUAAUACAAGAUAUUAAUGAACAACCAGAAAAAUUAACAAUUGGUUAUAUUAAUUCUGAUCCUUCAGCAAAAACAUGGAAACUUGAAAAGAUUGUUUUAAUUAAUGUUAAAACUGGUGAUGAAACAAUAUUUCCAUGUAAUGAAAGUCUUAUUCGAAAUGAAUCAAAUUUUCGUGCAGAACAAACAUUUGAAAUUCAAUUAAAAGAAUUAGAUGAUGAGGGUACACCAAAAAAUCAAAAAAUUAAAUCUCCAAAAUCUGAUAAUGAAGAAGAAAUACAAAGUUCCAAACGGCAACAACAAAUAAAUAAUGAUAAUAAUAAAAAUAAAAAUAAAGAAAGAUCUUCUUCAUUUCAAAGUAUGAAUGAUAAUGAUGCAAAUUAUAGAACAAUUUUUAAACAAUUAGAUCCAGAUAAUCAAUUAGAAUUAGGUUCAUCUCGAAAUAGUUCUUCACCUUCAUCUACAAAUCGACAAGAUGAAAUUAAAAAAAAUAAUAAAAAUCCUAUUAUUGAUCCUCUUGUUGGUCUCGAUAAUCUUACAGAUCAAACACCUCGUUCAAAUGAUCAACUUAAUCACAAUUCUUUACCACAUACAACAAUUGAAUCAGGAAAACAUCUAUUUAAACCUAUGUAUCCACCUCAGAGUACUGAUGAUGAAGACGAUUAG
Rotaria sp. Silwood1 is the source of this 3072-nucleotide messenger RNA. The record is from the annotation of a GenBank genome assembly. NCBI's taxonomy places the organism in Eukaryota, Metazoa, Rotifera, Eurotatoria, Philodinida, Philodinidae.